CAGCAUUUGCUUCUGUCUCUUUCUGCCUUCGCCCUCGACACUGUGCACAGCCAUGUCUCACCGCAAGUUCCAUGCCCCCCGCCACGGACACAUGGGCUUCCUGCCCCACAAGAGGAGCCGCAAGCACAGGGGCAAGGUGCGCACCUGGCCCAAGGACGACCGCAGCCUCCCGGUUCACCUGACUGCUUUCCUGGGCUACAAGGCGGGAAUGACUCAUACCCUGCGAGAGGUGCACCGCACCGGGAUGAAGAUAGCCAAAAGAGAGGAGGUGGAGGCGGUGACCAUCAUUGAGACGCCCCCUGUCAUCGUGGUCGGCAUGGUGGGGUACAUCGAGACCAUGCGCGGCCUCCGUGCUUUCAAGACCAUCUUCGCAGAGCACAUCAGUGACGAGUGCAAGCGCCGCUUCUACAAGAACUGGUAUAAGAGCAAGAAGAAGGCCUUCACCAAGUACUCUAAGAAGUGGCAAGAUGAAAGAGGGAAGAAGCAGCUGGAGAAAGAUUUCACCUCCAUGAAGAAGUACUGCUCAGUGAUUCGGGUCAUUGUUCACUCACAGAUGCGGCUGCUGCCACUGAGGCAGAAGAAGGCCCAUGUGAUGGAGAUACAGCUAAACGGAGGCAGCGUGGCAGAGAAGGUUGACUGGGUCAGAGAAAAGCUGGAGCAGCCCAUCCCCGUUUCCAGCGUCUUCUCCCAGAACGAGAUGAUCGACAUCAUCGGGGUCACCAAGGGUCAUGGUGUAAAAGGGGUGACCAGCCGCUGGCACACCAAAAAGCUGCCCAGAAAGACCCACAAAGGUCUGCGCAAAGUUGCCUGCAUAGGGGCGUGGCACCCUGCCCGGGUGGGCUACACCAUCGCCCGCGCCGGACAGAAGGGAUACCACCACCGCACGGAGCUCAACAAGAAGAUCUAUCGUAUUGGCAAAGGGGUCCAUGUCCAAGAGGGGAAAGUGAUCUGCAACAAUGCCUCCACCAAUUAUGAUACGACUCAGAAGACCAUUACACCCUUGGGCGGCUUUCCUCACUACGGGGACGUAAACAAUGAUUUUCUCAUGCUGAAGGGCUGUGUUGUUGGCCCUAAGAAGCGUGUCCUCACCCUCAGAAAGUGCCUACUGACGCACACCUCCCGCAAGGCCAAGGAGGCCAUCGAGCUCAAGUUCAUCGACACCACUUCCAAGUUUGGUCACGGCCGUUUCCAGACGGCCCAGGAGAAGAGAGCCUUCAUGGGCCCCCUGAAGAAGGAUCUGCUCAAGAAGGUUCCUGAGACACAGGCGGAGGAAGUGUAGAGGGGUCCUUUCAAAGGGUGUCCACAGUGUUAAAUAAACACUGAAUAGUAUUUACAAUAAAUAUCCU
This is a messenger RNA of Megalops cyprinoides (Indo-Pacific tarpon), 1346 nucleotides long. RefSeq names its product 60S ribosomal protein L3-like. Gene Ontology annotation, biological process: ribosomal large subunit assembly; translation. Lineage: Eukaryota; Metazoa; Chordata; Actinopteri; Elopiformes; Megalopidae. Gene Ontology annotation, cellular component: cytosolic large ribosomal subunit; ribosome. The record is from RefSeq and is a predicted model, not a curated record. Bases 53 to 1279 code for a protein of 408 amino acids. The transcript has 10 exons. Gene Ontology annotation, molecular function: structural constituent of ribosome; RNA binding.